Chelonoidis abingdonii (Abingdon island giant tortoise) is the source of this 1064-nucleotide messenger RNA. Its product is annotated as C-type lectin domain family 2 member D-like. The record is from RefSeq and is a predicted model, not a curated record. NCBI's taxonomy places the organism in Eukaryota, Metazoa, Chordata, Testudines, Testudinidae.
UUCUGUAGCAGAUCAGGUCUCUGAAGCCCUGGGGGGUGGAGGGGUCGCUGGGGGCUAAGGGGGUUUAAUCAUCAUGGCACCGCCUCUGGCAGGGGGUUUGGCUGCUGGGCAGGGAACUUGAACCACAAAUCGCCCCCCCGGCCCUGACCUGUCCUGCUGGGUCCGUCUCGGCUUCCAGAUUGGCUGGAGAGUCCGGAGCAGGCAGGGGGACCAGGGCCAGGACCCCCGCCCCGGCUCGGCUUUGCUGCUGCUGAAUCGGACCCAGUCAGACAGAGAGGAGCCGACCCCAGCCCAGGGCCUGCAGCAGCAUCUGUAGCCUGAGUGUCGCUGAGAGACAAUGGGGCCAGGAACUGGGGCUGCUGAGAGUGAAGUGCCGCUGCAGGAGUUGCGUGUUGAGGGCAAUGGACACCUGGAGACUGUCGGGGAGCCAGAACCUCGUCGUAAUGGCAAGAAAUGUAACUACAAGAAAUAUACAGUUGUGCUCUCGGUCGCCCUCGCAGUUGUGUUCUUGGUUUUCAUCAUCACUGUGUUGCUAUCUAGGUGUUCACCAGCUGCCCUCGGCCCCUGGUGCCCAGAUGGCUGGGUCGGGUACGGAGGGAAAUGCUACUGUUUCUCCGAGGCCGAAGGGAACUGGGCCUACAGCCAGAACAACUGCUCCUCCCUUGGUGCCUCCCUGGCUGUGACUGACACCCUGCAGGACCUGGAUUUCCUGCUGCGCUAUAAAGGCAAAGACCAGCAUUGGAUCGGCCUCCGGAGGGAGCAGGAGCUGGGCCAGCCCUGGAAAUGGGCCAAUGGCACUGAAUUCAACAACCUGUUUGGAAUAACAGCAGAUGGUGACUGCGCAUAUCUGAAUGACGAGAAUAGGGUCAGCAGCUUGCGAUGCACCAGUGAGAGACACUGGAUCUGCAGCAAACCUGAUGCGUUUACAAAGGCAAAGGAGGCAGCAGUGGAAGGGGGCUCACAACAAGAGUAUUAUCAAAAUUAGCACUGGAAAAGCCUGUUCGCCCCCUUCCAGGAGCCCAUUAGGUUGGAAGGGGCAGGGAGUGGGUAGGUGUGUCACACAC